AUGACGACGCCCAUCCCGCUCCGGAUCAAGGUGACGUCGGAUACAAUCUGUCCGUUCUGCUUCAUCGGGCUGCGCAAGCUGCAGCGCGCGCUCGCCACGUCGCCCGUCGUCCAGUCCAAGGCCUUCGACGUCGACAUCGAGUACCUCCCCUUCCAGCUCGACCCCACCCUCCCGGUCGACAGGCCCGAAUCCAAGUUGGAGCGGUACAGGGCCAAGUUUGGCGCUAGGACCGAUGGAAUGGUCGAGAUGAUGAAGGGUCGCGGUCUCGAGUGCGGCAUUCACUUCUCCUACGGCGGUCCGAUCCGAUCCACGCUCCUCUCGCACCGCCUCCUCUCCAAAUCCUACCUCGAGGGCGGAUCCAAGCUACAGCUCGCGCUCAUCGAAAAACUCUUCCACUCCUACUUCGAGCAAGAGGGCGACCCAGGCGACAUCGACACCCUCGCCUCCCUCUCCGGCCCUCCCCCCGUGGGCGCCGGCGUCUUUGCAUCCACCGACGCCGCGAGGUCCUUCCUCGAAUCAAAGGAGCUCCUGCCCGAAGUCGAAAAAAAGUUCCACGAGGCCAGACUCAAGGGCAUCUCGGGCGUGCCCCACUUUGAAAUCGAGGCCGGCCAACCGGAAGGAAAGAGGGUCAGGGCCGAAGUCGGCGGUGCUCAGGACAGCGAGGCGUUUGUCGAAAUCUUUGGAAAGAUCAAGGAAGCCAUCGACCAGCAGCAGUAG
Molecule: messenger RNA, 717 nt
Organism: Pseudozyma flocculosa PF-1
Lineage: Eukaryota; Fungi; Basidiomycota; Ustilaginomycetes; Ustilaginales; Ustilaginaceae
Exons: 2
Coding region: 1-717 (238 amino acids)
Molecular function (GO): oxidoreductase activity
Source: RefSeq, a predicted model, not a curated record